Zalophus californianus (California sea lion) is the source of this 797-nucleotide messenger RNA. RefSeq names its product CGG triplet repeat-binding protein 1-like. Gene Ontology annotation, molecular function: double-stranded DNA binding. NCBI's taxonomy places the organism in Eukaryota, Metazoa, Chordata, Mammalia, Carnivora, Otariidae. Gene Ontology annotation, cellular component: nucleus. Gene Ontology annotation, biological process: regulation of transcription by RNA polymerase II. The record is from RefSeq and is a predicted model, not a curated record.
CUCCUUUUUUUCUUCCUCCUCCUUUCCCUUCCGGCCGGGUCUCGUCCACUUCCCCUAACUGCGGCCCCGAUCCUACGUAAAGGCAUGACUUCCCGGCACCGCAGGGAAAAUAGGGUGCAAGCCCAGAAACUAUUUCCCUAUCACCACUUGUUGAAAAACUGAUUUGAAGGCAUCUCCGGGUUUGAACAAACGAAAGUGCCAGGAUUUCAAGCGUCUUUGGUUUUGCGCUGGAGACCCUUCACUACUAAGUAUCAAGACGAAAAAAACUGGAAAGUGAUCAGAACCUAUUCAGAGUCAGAAUGGAAAGAUUUGUAGUGACAGCACCACCUGCCCGAAACCGUUCUAAGACUGCUUUGUAUGUGACUCCCCUGGAUCGAGUCACUGAGUUUGGAGGUGAGCUGCACCAAGAUGGAGGAAAACUCUUCUGCGCUUCUUGCAAUGUUGUUCUGAAUCAUGUUCGCAAGUCUGCCAUUAGUGACCACCUUAAGUCAAAGACUCAUACCAAAAGGAAGGCAGAAUUUGAAGAGCAGAAUGUGAGAAAGAAGCAGAGGCCCCUAACUGCAUCCCUUAAGUGCAACAGUACUGCAGAGAAAGUCAGUGUUAUCCAGGACUUUGUGAAAAUGUGCCUGGAAGCCAACAUCCCACUUGAGAAGGCUAAUCACCCAGCAGUCCGUGCUUUCCUGUCUCGCCAUGUGAAGAAUGGAGGCUCCAUAACUAAGUCAGACCAGCUGAGGAGAAGAUAUCUUCCUGAUGGAUAUGAGAAUGAGAAUCAACUCCUCAACUCACAAGAUUGUUGA